Messenger RNA from Alnus glutinosa, 1449 nucleotides. Its product is annotated as probable xyloglucan galactosyltransferase GT14. The coding region runs from base 1 to 1449 and encodes 482 amino acids. The transcript has 2 exons. The record is from RefSeq and is a predicted model, not a curated record. Gene Ontology annotation, molecular function: glycosyltransferase activity. NCBI's taxonomy places the organism in Eukaryota, Viridiplantae, Streptophyta, Magnoliopsida, Fagales, Betulaceae.
AUGGAGAAAAUAUUGACCGUGGGAAAGUGCCAUAAUCAUCUCUGGUUUGUCUUGCUCAUCUUCAUUCUUUUAAGCUUCAUAUUGCUCUUAUUUGAUAAUACGGCUUUAACUGGCCGCGGGGAUGAUCAAAACGGUGUCACUUUUCUGGUCAACAACUUCGUGAAUCAUCCUGUCACGAAACAGCCUAAAUCCAGCAGCUUAGAUUUGUGUUCAGGUCGAUACAUUUAUAUGCACCAUCUUCCUACCCAAUUCAACGACGACUUGCUCAGGAACUGUCGUUCGCUUGUCAAAUGGAACGACAUGUGCCCGUAUAUAUCCAACAUGGGACUUGGUCCUAGCGUUGACAACAAUCCGGAAAAUGUUCUGUCGAAAAAGGGUUGGUUUUCGACAAACCAAUUUACGUUAGAAGUCAUAUUCCACAACAGGAUGAAGCACUACGAGUGCUUAACAAACGACUCGUCGUUGGCUUCAGCAAUUUAUGUACCGUUUUAUGCUGGCCUUGACGUGGGUCGGCAUCUUUGGGGUUUUAACAUCUCAGUGAGAGAUGCGUCUUCUUAUAGUCUGCUCAAGUGGCUUUCACAAAAGCCUGAAUGGAGAAGAAUGUGGGGUAGAGAUCACUUCUUGGUUGGUGGAAGGAUUUCUUGGGAUUUCAGGAGGAAGACUGAGGAUGAUUCUGAUUGGGGUUCCAAGCUUAUGUUUUUGCCCGAAUCGAAGAACAUGACAUUGUUGUCAAUCGAGUCAAGCUCCUGGAACAAUGACUUUGCUAUACCAUAUCCAACCUACUUCCAUCCUUCCAAGAAGAGUCAGGUAAUCCGAUGGCAGAAAAAAAUGAGAAGAACAAAGAGGCGGUACCUCUUCUCUUUCGCCGGAGCCCCACGACCCAAUUCAACAAACUCCAUUCGAAGCGAGCUUAUUGAUCAAUGCCAAUCCUCACCCACAUGCAACUUUCUUGGUUGUUUUAAUGGAGCAAGCAAGUGUGACGAUCCGGUAAACGUGAUGAAGGCAUUUCAGAGCUCAGUUUUUUGCUUGCAGCCUCCUGGGGAUUCAUACACUAGGCGAUCAACUUUCGACUCCAUUUUGGCCGGCUGUAUUCCGGUGUUCUUCCACACGGGCUCUGCUUACAAGCAAUACUUGUGGCAUUUACCGGAGAACUAUACCAAGUAUUCGGUGAUGAUACCGCUGAACGAUGUGAAGGAAAAAAGGGGUUUUGUCAACGAGACGUUGCUUCGAGUUCCGAAGAAGGUAGUGUUGGGCAUGAGAGAGGAGGUUAUAAAGCUGAUUCCGAGAAUAGUCUAUGGCGAUCCGAGGUCCAGACGAGUGAGCUUUGAAGAUGCAUUUGAGAUAGCAGUGAAAGGUAUUCUUGAGAGAGUAGAAAGGGUGAGGAGGAAGAUUAAGGAGGGUAUGGACCCGAGUAUUGGUUUCUCCGAACUAAAUGGUACCAAGUUGUAA